CCCCUCGCACAACGGCGCGCUUUGACGCGUCGCGCGCGAUGGGGGCGUACCUCAGCCAACCGGUCACGCGCAAGGACUCCACCGACGGCGCCGACGCGCGCUUCGCGUACGGCACGACCGCGAUGCAGGGGUGGCGAACGAACAUGGAGGACGCGCACGCGACGAUAUUGGAUUUGGACGCGGAUACGGCGUUUUUUGCGGUGUUCGAUGGACACGGGGGGAAGGAGGUGGCGAUGUACGCGGCGAAGCGCCUGCACGAGACGCUGAAGGAGACGGAGAGCUACGUCGCGGGGGACGUCGCGAGAGGAUUGGAGGAGAGUUUUCUCGCGCUCGACCGGAAAAUGCUGGCGAAGGAGGCGGCGGGAGAGUUGAAGGCGUUCAGGGCGGGCGGAGAAAAGGACGAUUCGAGCGGGUUCGGGGGAUUGCUGGGGGACGGCGCGAGCGCCGAGGAGCAAAAGAAUCGGCGAGCGGAGAUCAACGCCAAGCUUCGCGCGGCGUUGAUCGAACAGGUCAAGGAGUCCAACCCGGACAUCGAUGAAAAUGAUAUUAAAUUUGAUUUUGAAUUGGAGGAUGGAGAUUUUAACGAAAUUGCGAGCUCGAGCGGCGGCGACGGCGCCGACGACGCCUCGCACGAAAAUUGGACGGGCCCGCAAGCGGGCGCGACCUCGGUCGUGGUGUGCGUUCGCGGUGACAAGGUGUAUUGCGCCAACGCCGGGGACUCUCGAGCGGUAUUCUCGCGGAAAGGCGGCGAGGCUGUCGAGAUGAGUGAGGACCACAAACCGAUGAAUGACGGCGAGCGCAAGCGCAUCAUAAACGCGGGCGGUUUCGUCAGCGAAGGACGAGUCAACGGCUCGUUGGCACUGUCUCGCGCGUUGGGAGACUUUGAGUACAAGAUGAACAAAGAGCUCGACGAAAAGCAGCAAGCGGUGACGGCGUUUCCGGAGAUUAGAGAAUUCCAACUGCAAGAGGGCGAUGAGUUCAUGAUUCUCGCGUGCGACGGCAUUUGGGAUGUCAUGUCGUCGCAAGAGUGCGUGAAUUUCGUGAGAGAGCGACUCGUUGCGAAGCUCAAGUCGGGCGAGAGCGACUUGAAACUGAGUCAAAUAUGCGAGGAGCUUUGCGACAGGUGUCUGGCGCCCGACACCAGAGGCUCGGGCCUGGGAUGCGAUAACAUGAGCGUCGUCGUCGUCCUACUGAAGAAAUUUUGUUCGAUUGCGUGAGCGAGCAUCGAGCGGAAGGCGUAAUCACGCGUAGACUU
Messenger RNA from Ostreococcus lucimarinus CCE9901, 1255 nucleotides. RefSeq lists its product with no specific name. Gene Ontology annotation, biological process: protein dephosphorylation. Gene Ontology annotation, molecular function: cation binding; protein serine/threonine phosphatase activity. Bases 39 to 1217 code for a protein of 392 amino acids. The transcript has 2 exons. The record is from RefSeq and is a predicted model, not a curated record. NCBI's taxonomy places the organism in Eukaryota, Viridiplantae, Chlorophyta, Mamiellophyceae, Mamiellales, Bathycoccaceae.